Molecule: messenger RNA, 2110 nt
Organism: Boleophthalmus pectinirostris (great blue-spotted mudskipper)
Lineage: Eukaryota; Metazoa; Chordata; Actinopteri; Gobiiformes; Gobiidae
Gene: dele1
Product: DAP3 binding cell death enhancer 1
Exons: 12
Coding region: 188-1759 (523 amino acids)
Molecular function (GO): protein binding
Source: RefSeq, a predicted model, not a curated record
GUCACUUCCGGGUUGAUCUUUCCUUAAAGUCUCGUGACGGUUUUUAUUUACGUCCAGUUUGGCCGCUCGAGGAAGAAUGCCUAAAACUGCAUCUGUGAUCGUUAAAUUUGGCUAAACACGGCCAUGAGUGAAAAUGAAGAGGACCUUUCUUUCGUAACUGGCUGCGGUUAAAGCCCAAAGACGAACUAUGUGGCGAGUACAAGGAUUGGUUGGACGAGUUUUACACCGUUAUCACGCCAAUGGCCCCCUGCGUCUCCCCCAGAACCAUCAUGUGGAGGAUGAAGUUAUCAACACCACGUCUCUCCUCUCCAACUCCCGUCACUCCUCGGACUGCAGCUCCCAGAGAGAAGAGACUGAAGAGAGGAGGAGGAAGCAGAGGACUUCAAACUUCACAUUUACAGAUCUCCCACGAUACACGGCACUGGAUGCAGUGGGAUGGGGGGCAGCAGCAGUCUUGUUCAUGCAAGUGUGCAGGAGGAUCCAUUCUCAGUUCUCCUCUGGGUCUGAACCCCGUCCCGCCACAGGAGGCCGCAAUGAGCCCUCCAGUCUGCGCAAAUGUGGCUACCGCAUCCUGCUGGAAAUUUUGUCGAGGCGUGAUGUCUUGCCCAAAGGAAGAAAUGUUUGGUGUUUGGAGGGGGUUCCAGAAAAACGGACUCAAGAUCAGAGCAGCACCAGCAUCAGCAGCAGUGAAGCCAGCCAGCUCAGUGAAAUUCAAGAAGACCAGUUAUCUUCUGGAAGUCCUUUUCCCGACCACCAGAGGGCCUUCUUAGACUAUGAUCCAUCUUCAUUCGAGGAUUCAUUGCUUUCUUCUUCUCUGGAAAGUUUAUCUAAACCCCAAAAGACCGAAACUGUAGAUAUCAGUGGCCAAAAUGUUUUAUCAAAAGAUGAAAAGCUAGAGGAAGCAGCUCAAAACCUCAGACAUGUGGGAGACAACAGUGUUCCCGUUAUACUCAACAUAAUUGGUUUACAAAACGCUGUGCACAGUGACAAUUAUGAGGAGGCAUUUUACUGCUUUUUGGCCGCAGCCCAACUUGGUUACACUAAAGCCCAGUUUAACACCGGUGUUUGUUAUGAAAAAGGUCGAGGAGUCAACCAGGACAUGGAGCAAGCAAAGCAUUAUUAUGGACAAGCAGCAGCAAAAGGCCAUGCCCAGGCUCAGUACCGAUAUGCUAAGUUACUUUUGACCAGUAGGGGGCAGCUCAGUGAGGACAAACUGAAGACUGCAACAGAUCUUCUGGAGGAGGCUUCUGCUGCUGGACUAACCAAGGCUCAGGUCUGUCUCGCCUCGGUUUAUUCUCGAAAGCCUCAAAAGGAUGGGAACAAGUCUGUGCAGUACCUGAAGAUGGCAGCAGAGAGUGGUGACAACACUGCCCUGUUCUUUCUGGGUCAGUGCUAUGAAAAAGGCCUUGGGGUCCCACAGAGUCUAAGUAAAGCAUUUGAUUACUACAGACAAGCUGCGAAAGCGGGCAACAAGCAGGCAAAGGGCUUUCUGGAGUCGCACAGUAACAAAGACACGAACACUCAAGAUGUCGUCUUGCGCUCUAUUCAUUCAGUUCCCCGUUUUCAACGUCCACUUUCAUCUUUGGGCAUUACUACCACCCUCUCCUCCAGUCGUACCCCCCUCCCCUCUACCCUCAUACCCCACUCCUGGAGCACUGGCAGCCUGUGUGUCCCUCCUGCUUUGCCCUCUCUGCCUUUUCACCUCCAUCCACAGAGUAACACGGGAAACACCUGUAAAUGGACCCUGGGCAUUGGAUAGUCAGCAGACGCACAGGUCAAGCAGGUCAAAGAAUGUAUUUGGUUGGGUGAGUGCUUAUGUAUGAUAGAGGAACAAUGUGAUAGAUAUUAUUGAUGAUUGUGUUGUUUUGUACUGGUUAUGUUUGAACAAAAAAUACUGUGUUAUAUAAAAGUAAAAGUUUAAAAGUUUCUCAUUUUUAAUACAGUUUUGUUGUAUGUAUAAUGAUGCCUAAAACCUGUGCACUGCACAAAGCUAUUUUGCUGGAGCCAAAUCAUACCCUAAAAAGUGCAUUAUGAUGGACAAGUGGGUCUGUGUAUACACAAAUUAAUUGUGAUGUUAAACGCACAAAUAAAACUUUUACAUUUGCCUUGA